UAUUGAUUACUUGUGAGGAAAUGGAAACAGAAAGCCAGCUCCAAGUUUCAUCAAUUUCAAGUCAGCACAAAGAAGGAACAUCUUUCUUCAAAACAUGUUUCAAUGGCCUCAACACCUUAGCAGGUAUUGGAAUGCUCUCGAUGCCAUAUGCAAUUUCACAAGGAGGGUGGAUAAGUUUCAUGCUUCUAAUUAUUUUCGCCAUGAUAUGUUGGUACACAGCUAUACUUCUAGGAAGAUGCAUGAACCAACAACCCCUAAUCAAAUCCUAUGCUGAUAUAGCUGAGGUUGCUUUUGGUUACAAAGGAAGAACUUUCAUUUCAACUUUCUUAUAUCUAGAGCUUUUCUUAAUUCUUGUGGAGCUUCUUAUACUAGAAGGUGACAAUUUGGCCAAGUUGUUUCCAAACAUGAGUUUCACAAUGAUAGGGUUCAAGAUUGGAAGUAAAAGUGCUUUUGUGUUAAUAACUGCUUUGAUAGUAUUGCCAACAACUUGGUUGAGAAGUUUAGGAGCUUUGGCUUAUAUAUCUUUUGGAGGGAUAGUAACUUCUUUGAUUUUGAUUGGUUGUAUUGUGUGGGUGGGUGAAGUGGAUGGUGUUGGGUUUCAUGAGAGAGGAAAGUUGGUGAGUUUGGGAGGUUUGUCUACUUCUAUGAGCCUUUUUGCUUUUUGUUAUUGUGCUCAUGCAUUGAUGCCAACAAUGUGCAAUUCUAUGAAGGAUAGAAGCCAGUUUUCUAAGGUUAUGCUGGUUUGCUUUGCUGCAAGCAUAUUUAUCUAUGGAACCAUAGGAGUAUUAGGCUACAUGAUGUAUGGAGAUAAUUUGAAAUCUCAAAUCACAUUAAACCUACCAACAAACACAAUAAGUACAAAAAUAGCAAUAUAUACCACAGUAAUUAAUCCUUUCACUAAGUAUGCUAUUGUGAUCACUCCAAUAAUCAAUGCCAUUGAGGAAAAAUGGCAUCUAUGCAAGAGAAGACCUAUCAGCAUUCUGAUUAGAACAACCAUUGUGGUAAGCAGUGUAGUUGUGGCACUAUUUGUUCCAUUGUUUGGAUACAUUAUGGCAUUUAUUGGUGCUUUCUUGAGUGUGGCCAUUUCAUUAUUGUUUCCUUGCCUCUGCUACUUAAAGAUGCACAAAGCUGCAAGGAGAUUUGGGUUAGAAUUGAUCAUAAUUGUAGCAAUUCUGGUCAUUGGUACUUUUAUUGGAACACAGGGUACCUACACUUCACUUGUGCAAAUAGUAAAUAGUAUAAAGUGAUGAAAGAUUUUACUUUGGCCAUUGUUGCAUAUUUGAAUAUCAUCAUAGUUCCAAUUUGACUAGCAAUGUAAGCAUUUCUCCUUUUUAAUAAUAUAUAAUAAAUGGCUAGACAACAAAUCCUGACAAGUUGGUUGUGGCUUUUUAGAACAAGUAAAUGCAUUAUAUCAACAUUUGUAUAUCAGAACAAGUAAAUGCAUUGUAACAACAUUUGUUUAUCAAAGUCUUCCUUCACAGGAAGGGACCAGGUAUGUGAAUAAUUAAGGCAUCAAGCUGCCAUUCUUAAUUAGAUUACUGAAAGUUCAUUAAAGGUGGAUACUGAAGAUGCCGCAUGUAAAAU
Molecule: messenger RNA, 1584 nt
Organism: Vicia villosa (hairy vetch)
Lineage: Eukaryota; Viridiplantae; Streptophyta; Magnoliopsida; Fabales; Fabaceae
Product: amino acid transporter AVT1I-like
Exons: 3
Coding region: 21-1247 (408 amino acids)
Biological process (GO): amino acid transmembrane transport
Cellular component (GO): vacuolar membrane
Molecular function (GO): amino acid transmembrane transporter activity
Source: RefSeq, a predicted model, not a curated record